UUGAAGGCAAGUGGCGGUCGAAACACAGACGAAGAAAGUUGGGAAUUGUGGGCGGAAAACAAACGAGGAUGGCUUAUUUCCACGGCAGGGCGUAACGAAGAUGUCUGACGGACGUAACUGCUUCGUUUUGAGCAGGUGUUUUUAAGGGAAAGGACAAGAAAUGAAGCCAGACAGCGCAUGCAGUCGGGACAUGGACGGAGAGGACUGGCUGCCGGAGCAGCUAUUUCAGGGGGUGGGGUUCUUGGUGCUGGAGGCCAGGACACCCCACGGGGCCACAGCUAAGGGCAGAGUGGAGGGGCCACACUGUCCCUCAGCACAGGCAGAGAGCACUCACAGCUGUUGCCCACUAGUUAAAGAGUGUCGCAAGGCAAAUCUUGUACGCAGACAGAUGGAAUUACUGUGGAGGAACGGAAUCCCGAUGUGUGUCGAAGUAGCGCUAUACCCCAACUGUUCACACGGAUGGCUGGAGGCGGAGUCUAUACCUGUAGAGGGCGGAGCUUCGGCAAUCUCUUCUGAGGAGAACAGAAUCUUGUUGGAGCGAUGGAGUAUCCAUGUGGUGCCAAAAAGACAUGGUGACAAGACGGAGCGUUCUGUCACCCCUCAAAUCUUACUACAGGCUGUACGCUCAUACCUUCACUUCUCUCAGCUCAGUGCCUGGCUUAGUUCCACCAAGGGACAACUAUCUAAUCCUGUCGCCUACAGAUUAUUUGUGCCCGGAGAGAGUGGUUCAGAAGUUUUUAAUCAGUUGAAGACUGAUGUUCAUAGUUUCCCGCAGGCUGACAUUAAUCAGGUGACCAUCAAAGUCUCGGUGGAAUCACUACCUAGAGUUCCACAAAUACCCAACAUCCUGUGUCACUAUGGCGAUUCAGCUCCACCGAAGAGAAAGCCCACAAAUGCCAAGCAAACGUCACAGACGGUGCCAAAGAACAGAUCAGACCCCAAGAGUCAUCCACAAGAUUUAACCAAUAACAACAGAAGAUGUGACUCGGAGUUACCGUCAUUUCCAAAUGUGACAAGCUCGAUUUCUAGACAAGUGGAGUGCCUUCUGGUGUCAGAUACAGUCGACAAAGCAGGGUUUGAUCCAAAUGCUAAUGGUGCUACACAAGUGCAAUCAGCUAAGCCGAAAGUGAAACUGAAACCGCUGGAGUUUGAAGCGCCACCUGUUUCAAAGUACGGAACUAAGGGUCGUAAUCCAUUGGUUCAGGCUAAAAGGAAAGAUAGUCCAAAAGUGCUCAUUACCAGUAGUUCAAGCACUAGGCAGACAUUUUAUCGAAAACGAUACAUUGAUUUUGACAAUCCAGAUGAAACUGAUGCCACAGGGGAACCUAGUGAUUGGAACACAGUAAAAUUGACAAGCCAGUGUCAGAGAUCUUCGUAUAUGGCCCCGAGAAAUGCUGCUGAGGAACUGGAGGCAUAUCUAGCCACGAUCGCGGAGCGAAAUUUGUGGCGGGAUGAGCAGAUGAAGCACAUUCCUGUGACCAAAUGCAAAUUUUAUAUUGGGGACAAAAAUGAAGAGUUUGAAGGUAGCCAGGGGUCAGAGAAAUCCCCCAAAGAUGAUACUUAUCCCUCUACAACGCCAAAACUACCCGUUAAAAACGGAUUACAGGAUCAGGACGAACUAUGCAAAAAUCUUUUUAAGCAGAGCUUUUCAACUUUGCAUCCCAAAGAAAAGUGCCAUGUUCAGGAGACUAAACCAGAAGAUUGCAGUGAUCUAAUUACAAAACUUGGCUCGAUGGAUUUGCAAACGCAUCUGUCUCCACCUAUUGGACAAUCCAUGGAGGACAUUCAUGGGGAGAUAACUCCCAAGGACAAACCUGUUUGUAACUCUCCAUCUUUGGGGAAUGGCCAUAACUGUGAUGAACUCUCCGUACAAGGUCAGAAUUCUCACUCAGAGAAGCAUUUUGCAAAAAUCCAAAGUGCCCCUGCUGGUUUAGGAGAUGUUGAUUCGGUGUUUGACUUUUGUCAAGAGGACGUUGUGCGGCACAUCUCAAAUGGUGUGAAUUCCAAAUCUGUGAUCUCUAACGGUGCCCCAGUCAAACGUCUCCCGAGUCCCUUUGGUGUGCCAUGCUCCCACAAUGCACCUGGCAUUUCCUCCAAGGGGGAAAGAACUACCUCGCUACAAAAGACAAUGUUGAAGAGUCAGUAUGAGAACGGUGCGGACACAUCCAUUCCUAGUCAGCGACAGAUCUCAGCUUUCCGGGAGUCCCUAGGGAAGAGUGUCAGUAUGGUGUUCAGCACAUCCACAGGCUUACCCUCCAGGUCUAGUCCAGCUCCAACUAAGAAGAAGUCCUCUGGAAAGUUUGAUUAUGACAGUUCACUCACAAGCACAAGGGCAAUUAAAAAUGCAAUAUCCUGCUCCAAGUUAAGUCUGAAGAUUGACAGUUCAGAGGAUAAUGACUCCAGUGUCAGGACCAACCAAACACUGAGUACCAGUGCUCCCGCCUCCACCAACUCCUUAUUAGGAAAUUUUGAGGAGUCUGUGUUGAACGGGCGUAUAGAGCCCAUUGGUGUUGUGGAAGGGUUCAGUGCUGAGAUUGGAGCCAGUGGGGCCUUCUGUCCCAAACACAUCACACUUCCAGUUACCGCUUACUUCUUCAGUGUCUCUGAUGACAACGCUCCAUCCCCUUACCUGGGUCAUAUAAAUUUGGAUUGUGGCAGAAGGAAAGGUUACCACGUGCCUAAAGCUGGAACAGUGCAGGUGACACUUUUCAACCCUAACAAGACCGUGGUGAAAAUGUUUGUGGUGAGGUACGAUCUCUCUGACAUGCCUCCAAAUUGCCAAACGUUCCUCCGUCAACGAACCCUGUACACUCCGGUCAACAAGGACUCCAGCAGUGAUGACACCGAUGACGAGAGUCAGCCCUCAUUUCUACGUUACCUCAUCCAUUUAAGGUUUAUCAGCAGUAAGAGUGGGAAGAUCCAUUUGCACACGGACAUUCGUCUCAUCUUUGCACGGGAUAAAUUUGAGUUUGAUCCACGAGUCGCAAACUAUGAACUCCGGUCCUUCACAGAAGGACCGAAAAAUCCAAAGUUUUCCCCCAAAAGGUGACCCAGAUGCCACCUUAGAAACUGGAAUGAUUUUACCCAAGGAUUGUUGCCAUGGACACAUGAAGAUGAUUUCAAGGAGUCUCUUCAAGGUUGUUAAUGCUGUUCGUUGUUAUUGAAUUGUUGGUAUUCAGAAGAACAUAGACAUGACCUGUUGAGAGUAUUUAUUGAACUAUUGGUUGUUCUCCUUUGACAUUCAAGAAUGUCCCAAGCAUUGUCUUUGGUACAAGCAUCGGCAGUGAUCACUCUUGAAUUGUUACAUUGUCAGAAUCGUUGGUGUUCAAAAGAACACAAGGAUAACUUUGUUAAGACUAUUUAGAGAACGAGGGAUAGUUUUCGUGGCACAUUUGUACAAGAAUGUCCAAGCCUCAUCUUUCGUACAUGCAUUGUGUAUGAUAAAUUCUUGAAUUGUGGAGAUGACAGAUUUGUUGAUGUUCAGAAGAGCACAUUUAUAUAAAGGCGAUCUUUCUAAGUUCCCACAUACAAGUAAUUUGGUGUUGCUGUCCAACAUGUAGAUGGGGCUGCUGAAGCUGACAGAUGCUACAGGAUUUUUACACAUGUCAGUAAUUUUCAAGGAGUGAAGUGUGAAGAUAAUCUGAAAUGUUACACGUAUGGUAAAUGGCCUAAAAUUUUGCCCAAAACAGUGCAGAUUUUGGAAGCAAAUAUAAAAUGUCCUAAAAUAUUAGUGUUGGCGCUGAAACUUACCUUUUUCCAAUAGCAGGCCUUCUAAACAAACCUCAAAACACCUUACUACAAUCAAUAGAUCUCUCAUUCCAAUAGAAAAUCCUUCUACCUUCCAAACAAACCUCAAAACACCUUACUAGGAUCAAUAGAUCUCUCCUUCUAAUAGAAAAUCCUUCUACCUUCCAAUCAAACCUCAAAACACCUUACUACCAUCAAUAGAUCGCUCAUUCUAAUAGAAAAUCCUUCUACCUUUCAAACAAACUUCAAAACACCUUACUACGAUCAAUAGAUCGCUCAUUCAAAUAGAAAAUAUUUCUACCUUCCAAACAAACCUCAAAAUACCUUACUACGAUCAAUAGAUCUCUCAGAAUCAGGCAAGAUGUGCAAAUUUUAGGACAUUUGUGAAAUUUUAGGUCAUUUACUGUAAAUUCACUCUGAUGUUGUUGAAGACGCAUCAGGUUGUUGCAAGUGUAAAACAGGUUUUUGUAAGCAGAUGUCACUGACUCACUGGCAAGAUAGAUGUGUAUGCGCACAGGUAGCUUGUGGUGGCAUUUUGUUGUGGAUAGAGUAUGGAUUUGCUCGUCAGUGUCAAAUGCCAUCAGGAGUAAAUGCCAUGCCAUCGAAAACAUUGAUAUCGUGUGGAUAAGGAUAUAAAAAAAAUACAUUACCGAUGGAUUGGGAAUUUGAUGAGGUUGCUAAUGAAAUGAGUUUAGCUGAUGAAACACAUGUUGGUGAUCUAGUUUGGAGUGCUGCUGUUGGCUUUUUAGUACAGUGGAUCAUUCCAAACUGUCAAUCAAGAACAGACAAUUAACCAAUCAUAAGCAGUAUUGUUGCAAAUAUUUCAACCGGAUGUCCACACAAUGGUUACAAAUGUUCAAUUUUUGACGUCACUAUUACUUUCAUUGGGUAUGAAAUGAAAAGUAACGUUGUCAUGAGAAAGGGCAGUGGGACAUUAGAUGUGUUGGAUCCAUUCAUGCUUUGCGUUGAACAGUAGAGGCAGACAAGCUGGAAGGUGUGCUGAUAACCAGUAUUUUGAUGAAAUUCAUGGGUUAUGAAUGAUGUUUUAACAGUUUAUGUCCAGGAAACCAGCUGUUAGGCGAAUUAAUAACCAGUAUUCUGAUGAAAUUCAGGAUUAAUGAGCAGUGCUGUAUACUUUAUACGGCUUGGUGUUUUAAAGAAAAUUUCGCACAAGAUAUUUAGCUCAGUAGUUAAAAACAAUCAACAAAAAGGGGUUUUGGUACGUGCAGGAGAUUUUGAGGGUUCUUGAAGAGGGUGUACUGAUGUAUAAGGAAGUAGGAGCCCUGAGAGAUUGGCUUGGCAUCACAAAAAUGUUACCGGCUGCAGUCCACCAGGUGGCGCUAUUGUGAAUGUAUUUAAUUGACUGCCACUGUUCUUGUUUCUGGAAAUAUUUAUCCCCGUUUAUCAUGAAGGGGUGUGGUUUUACCAUGAAGGGGUGUGGUUUUACCAUGAAGGGGUGUGGUCUUGAUGGGGAGGGGUGUAGUGAGUGGGUCACCACUAACAUGAUUUGAGAUAAGCUGUCAUAUAUCGAU
Liolophura sinensis is the source of this 5279-nucleotide messenger RNA. Its product is annotated as atos homolog protein A-like. The record is from RefSeq and is a predicted model, not a curated record. Bases 161 to 3049 code for a protein of 962 amino acids. The transcript has 12 exons. Lineage: Eukaryota; Metazoa; Mollusca; Polyplacophora; Chitonida; Chitonidae.